Aspergillus steynii IBT 23096 is the source of this 1914-nucleotide messenger RNA. RefSeq names its product cytochrome and DOMON domain-containing protein. Bases 353 to 1816 code for a protein of 487 amino acids. The record is from RefSeq and is a predicted model, not a curated record. Lineage: Eukaryota; Fungi; Ascomycota; Eurotiomycetes; Eurotiales; Aspergillaceae. The transcript has a single exon.
ACACAACCAACACGCCAGCAUCGUUGCUUGCUAACCCUUGCGUCUGAUUUGCCCAGAGACGCGACCACAACAACACCGCCAGUCUCUUGGGUCGCAUUUCUUUUCCUCGAUAAGCUGCCCACAGCCUGAGAAUGCACUGCCAAUGCAGCGCCGUCGUCAUACUUUAGCGCUCUCUGGGCCAUUCCAUCAUUGCUAUUCUGGGUGAGCCAACGGAGUUGCUCGAUGUAACUUCUGCCUUCCGACCCCGCAACUGUCCUCGUAUAAGCUGCAUUCCUGUCCCUGAAUUUAAUCUCGUCACGGCGUCGACUCUUUCCCUUCUCUUGGCGGUUUUUUUCUCGAUGUCGACUUGACUAUGGCCCGAAAUCUGGUGAAUCGACUCCUUCUAACCUGCCUCGCCAUCAUCUACCAUUUCUCACUCGUCCACGCAAAACCCGUCCAAUACUGCAAAUUCGGAUAUGACACCAACCCCAAACAUGCUGAGGUGGACUUUUGCAUGGGUGUCACCAUGCACCAGAAUCAGUCUUCCGAUGCCUACGACAUGUAUCUGAGCAUGACCGUAACGCGAGACUCCGACCUUGGGUGGACUGCAAUCGGCACGGGCCCCGUCAUGGCAGGCUCGUUGAUGAUGAUUGUCUAUGGAGAUCCCAACUCGAAGGAGCCUCCAACUGCCAGCGUCAGAACGGUGGAAGGACAUCGCCAGCCCAAGCUUCUCACCAGCGAGAACGCGGAUGGCGCGGACAUUCGGAUUCUCGAGACAAGCUGGGAGCCUGUCACUCACGACGACACCCCAUCAUCCUCACCGACCUUUCUCGCCAGAAUCGCCCUCGUUUGCUAUUCCUGUACUUCUUGGCCGGGUGUUGGCGACCAUCCCAUCUCGGCAACGGCAACUUCGCUCCCUUGGAUCUGGGCAUGGAACGAUAACCAGAAGUUCGAUAACUUCUCGAGCGAUGUGCAUCUCAAAAUGCACAAGCACCACUCGAGGGACGGUGGAUGGGGGAACUUCUACGUCGACAUGGCGCGGUCUAUCGACACUGCCGAGAAUGCGCCCUCGCCCCCAUCUAUCCGGCCAGGAGUCCGGACUUUGGGCACGACGGAUAAAACAUCGACUGCCUUCACAUGGCCAAAGCUUGGACCUGUCGCCCAAGCUCAUGGCUGGUUGAUGGGACUGGCAUUCCUGUUGUUCUUCCCCGGAGGCGUGAUUGCAAUGCGGUCUCAAUCUAGCCAAGCAUUCAAAUACCACUGGAUCAUCCAACUCGUCGCCUCCCUCUGUGUCGCCGUCGGAGCUAUUCUCGGUAUCGUCAUGAGCCGAUCGUUCAGAUCCCCUCACCAGAUCGCCGGACUCGUGGUGUCACUCAUCCUCGGCAUCCAAGGGGUUCUUGGCUGGCGACACCACAUGGCCUUUCUCCGCAUCAAGCGCCGCACCUGGAUAUCUCAUACCCACAUCUGGGGCGGACGGCUGAUCAUGAUCGUUGGAUGGGUGAACAUCAUCAGUGGCAUGCUCCUGGCCGGGUUUGGGUGGUUCUGGAUCGUCCUGAUGUCCGUGGUACUCGUGGGCGUGGCAGUCGGCCUUACGUUCUGGGUUCGAGCUUUCACUAAUCGCAAGCUGCGAAAGGGACGCGAAGGGUAUGACGAAUCCGAAGAUGCUCUCAUGCCCUGGAAGGCGGACCAAGAAGGGGAAUAUUUCGUGCUAGGCGAAGAGGAGGAGGAGGACUUUGUGCACGAUGAUGUGGAGCUGAGCGAUAUGGGUGAUCCGGGUCAUGGGAGAGAUCGGAGUGGCCCUUAUGAUCCCAUUCUUCGUAAGAGCGAUGCAAAUUAGCAUUGGAAAAGAGAUUUGGUUUAUAGUAUAGUCAAAGUGUUUGGAGAGAAUUUCGCUAUAUCAGAAUUCAUUUAAAAGCUACUGGAGUUACUCAAGCC